CCUGGCCAGCUACUAGGGCGUUGGAUGGGAUUGUCGGGAAGCAAGGGCCGAUGGUUAAAACAUUCUUACUGCGCCAUGUAUUCGUUAUAGUAUUUUCUACUUCCUUUUUUGACAGAAUCUGUAUACAGGAACCUGCUCAAUAAGACCCUCCAUCUGAACGAUGACGGAGCCUAUUUGUGUAUGGCUAACGCCGACAAUUCCUAAUCCAUGGAAGGUAGUUCUUAUUCUCAAUGAACUGAAAGUGCCUUAUGAGAUUAGGUCAUUCCGUUUUGACGACAUCAAGAGGAAGCCGUUCAUUGACCUCAACCCUAAUGCUUCUGUCCCUGCUAUCGAGGAUCCAAACACCGGGGUUGCACUAUGGGAGUCAGGCGCUAUCAUCACAUAUAUCAUCGAUCAGUACGAUAAGGAUUUGACCCUGACUUAUUCAAAUGACCGGCUCCAAGAUAAGCACGCUUUAAACCAGUGGCUUCAUUUUCAGAUGAGUCUACAGGGCCCUUUUUUCCACCAGGCCGGAUGGUUCAACUACCUACACCCAGAGAAAAUCCCCUCAGUUCAAGACCGCUUCAACAGCGAAUGCAAGCGGCAACUCAGCGUCCUCGACGGUGUUCUCGAGGGAAGAGACUGGCUCGUAGGCGAGAAAAUGACAUACGCGGACCUAUCUUUCGUGCCUUGGAAUGAUAUCCUGCACCAGUGCACCCCCAUGGCGCUAGAGGAUCGGUUCAAGGAGUUUCCGAAUGUUAAGGCUUGGCAUGAGAGGAUGACGGCAAGAGAAUCUUGGAAGGCAAUUGCGGAGGCGAGGAAAAGGGCUAUGGAGGAGCAAGAUUUGGCUUGGACGGGUAUGCCGCGCGGUAUGCCGACGUACAAGGAGUAUUUGGAUAAGAUUGGGAAGGGGGAGGAUACUAGGGCUAAAGAUUAGGGGCGUCAAUGUUGAUACUCAUCAAAAGGUAGUUAGCUUCAUAUUAGACAUCACGGUUUUAAUGUGAAAA
This is a messenger RNA of Hypoxylon trugodes, 986 nucleotides long. RefSeq names its product glutathione S-transferase. The record is from RefSeq and is a predicted model, not a curated record. The coding region runs from base 161 to 916 and encodes 251 amino acids. Lineage: Eukaryota; Fungi; Ascomycota; Sordariomycetes; Xylariales; Hypoxylaceae. The transcript is spliced from 3 exons.